AUGUCUUCUUCUAACAAUCUCAGAAUGGUCGAAACAAAUUACUGGUAUUGUUGCCAAUGUAAACAGCCAGAAAACGCAUUGCUCAAAGACCCCCAGUUGAGGAAGCUAUAUGCCAAGUGCAUGGAGUGCGGUCAUACUCGAGACGAUUGCUGCGAAGUCGCCAAAGACCGAUUCCUCGGAUCGCUGAACGAUCACGUUACCCUCCACACGAACGCAAUCACUCCUCUCCCAUGGAAGCCGGCAGCAACAUCAACUGCGACCAAGGUGCUGCCCUCCACAAUUGGCGUCCUGGCAACCUCUCCAUUCACGAUCUACAACGAACCGGGAAAACAGAACAUACUCGAACAUCCCACGUCGCCCUGGGGGCGACUUGUCUUCGCUGCCACCUACCUUUCUUUCUUUGUUUCCUCCAUCAUCGAUACCUGGCCGACCAGCAUUUAA
Fonsecaea erecta is the source of this 441-nucleotide messenger RNA. RefSeq lists its product as hypothetical. The coding region runs from base 1 to 441 and encodes 146 amino acids. The transcript has 3 exons. The record is from RefSeq and is a predicted model, not a curated record. Lineage: Eukaryota; Fungi; Ascomycota; Eurotiomycetes; Chaetothyriales; Herpotrichiellaceae.